Molecule: messenger RNA, 2255 nt
Organism: Apis mellifera (honey bee)
Lineage: Eukaryota; Metazoa; Arthropoda; Insecta; Hymenoptera; Apidae
Gene: ida
Product: anaphase-promoting complex subunit 5
Exons: 11
Coding region: 1-2190 (729 amino acids)
Biological process (GO): anaphase-promoting complex-dependent catabolic process; protein K11-linked ubiquitination; positive regulation of mitotic metaphase/anaphase transition
Cellular component (GO): anaphase-promoting complex
Source: RefSeq, a predicted model, not a curated record
AUGUCGACGGAUUUAAUGAACAUCGAUGGCCAUAUAAAGAGAUUGCAAAAAGAAACUUUAACUCCAUAUAAAAUAGCAACUGUUAUUUUAAUUAAAGAAUAUUGUAAUGAAACGACAAAAGCAAUUGUGGAAAGACGUGACUUUUGUUUAGUUGCAUUGAAAUUGAUUCAAUCCCCUGACAUGGAGCUUAAUACACUUUUGAAUAUUUUAUAUUCCCCUGAAUAUAUUUUACAUCGGUUUGCACAUCACAUGGAAGUACAAUUGAAUGUAUUAAGAGGGAAAGGAGUUGAAGGAUUAUUAGAUUUAUUUGAUAAUGUUGGACGACUCAUGAAACCAACAUUGGAUCAUUCUCUUUCUUUGCCUGCAUUAAAUAAAAAUUCUGUUCUUGGAUUAUAUAUAAGAAGAGUUAUAAUUUUUUUUGAAAAGUUACCAUUUGAUCAAGUGGUAGCCUUAUAUGAAGCUUUAAAAAAAUAUCUUGAUAAUAGGAUUAAUACUUUUGAUGGUUCUGAUGUAUCUGCAAGUUCUAAAACAAAAGAUUCAUAUUCAAAUGAAACUAAAACUUGGGGUGGAAGACAAGCUGAGUUACUUGUUGCACAACAAGCACAUGCAUUGCAGACAGAUGAACAUAAAGCAAUGUCUCCUGCAGAACUUCAAGUUCUUGUACGAGAACUUUUAAAUUGUAGUCCUUAUUAUGCUGAAGUUCAUUAUUUAAGUUAUUUAAACUGUCUAAGGGUCAAUGAAUAUUGCGGAGCUAUAGACAGUCUCUAUCACUGCUUUGAUAGAUUAGUACCUUUGGAAAAUCGUUCCGCACCUGAAGAGAGAUCACGUAUUUUUAGAUAUGCAGCUUUAAAUUUAGCAGUUUUACAUGCUCAAUUUAAUCAUAAAGAAGUAGCUCAAGCUGCUUUAAAAGAAGCUAUCAUGAUGGCCCAAGAAGCUGGAGAUAAUGUAUGUUUACAAUUAGCACAUGCUUGGAUGUAUCAUUUAACUACCAAACAAAAAGGACCUCUCAUAGAAAGAUCAGUUGGUAAAGCAAGUAUGUUAGGAAUAACUCAUACGACUGGAUUAGGACUUAUUGCAUAUGCUCAUAAUUCUGCAUUAGAAGCUAAGAAUCCAUCACAAGUGUUUGAGACCCUGAUGAAAUCUGAUGUUUUAAAUUGUCAACAUUCCAUGAUAGAUUUAAUGUCGAUGACGUAUGCGGAAAAAUCUGCGCUAUGGGCAUAUUAUGGUAAAACUGAAAUGUCUUCUGUUUGUGCACAACUAUUACUUUUACACAAUACAGGAGAUAAGAAACAACAUAUGUUUAAUGGUCCGUCUACUUGUCAAGCUGUUGUUAAUAUUGCAAAUAUCUUAGUAGAAUUUGGAGAAUAUUUUUUGGUCGAUAUUGUACUUGCUCAUGCUAAAGAGAGAUUUCCCAAUGAACCAUGCAAUAAGAUAUGGAUGCUAAGUGAGCAACUUUAUGUAUUUACACAAUUAAUGAGACAAGAAAAAUGGAGUGAAGCUGAAGCAAUAGCGUUAAAUAUUUCAAGUUUAGAUCCUUUGGAAUGUAAAUUUAGAUUAGCGGAAGUUUGCUUAGAAAAAGGAGAUUAUCCGAAAGGUUUAGAAUGUAUUGAUAAUAUUGAGAAAGAUGAACAAAUAACUCCUCAAAAUAAAAUAAGAGCUAUGAUUCUUUUAAGUCAAAUAAUGUGUGCUUCUGUUUCAUCAGAGAGUGGAAUUGUAGGGGUUAAUUCAUUAGUACUUUUAAAUACAGCAUUAGAACUGGCAAUAAAGAAUCAUUUAUCUUAUUAUAAAGCAUUAAUAAAAAUGCAUCUUGCAAAUAUUCAGUUAAUAAUGGGUAUGCCAACUUUAGCAUUAAAUUUAGUAGAGGAAGCAAUUACGCAAAUUUUAGCUCAUGGAGGAUAUUACGAUCAAGGUAGAGCGUUUAUUUUAUAUGCAAAAUGUUUAGUCGCUACCGCUCCAACGUGCGACAAAACUCGAAAGGAAGUAAUUUUAAAAGCUAUUAAAGCUCUUUCCAAAGCAAAAAAUUAUUUUACAAAAAUCGAAGCUUAUGGAAAACUAAGAGUUACAUUAUGUUUAGAAUCUUUACUAUGUCAUGAGAUUGAUCUUAAAACUGAACGAAAUCAAUGUGCUUUUGAAUUUCGUCAAUUAGAUCAACAGCUUCUUACAAAAUUAGAUAAUUUAUCAUUAUAUUGAAAACAGAAAAAAAAUAAAAAAUAAAAAACGAUAAGUACAAAUAUAUGUAAUUGAAAUAUUCUUUU